This is a messenger RNA of Penicillium antarcticum, 1476 nucleotides long. RefSeq names its product putative FAD dependent oxidoreductase. The transcript is spliced from 5 exons. Lineage: Eukaryota; Fungi; Ascomycota; Eurotiomycetes; Eurotiales; Aspergillaceae. Gene Ontology annotation, molecular function: flavin adenine dinucleotide binding; N,N-dimethylaniline monooxygenase activity; NADP binding. Bases 1 to 1476 code for a protein of 491 amino acids. The record is from RefSeq and is a predicted model, not a curated record.
AUGAAUGGAACGUCUAAACGUGUUGCCGUUAUUGGUGCUGGGAUUAGUGGGGUUGUUACGGCUGGUCACCUUUUGGCUCUUGGGAUUGAUGUGACUGUUUUUGAGAGAAGUCAUGCGGCCGGUGGUGUCUGGCUAUAUGACAAGCGCACUCCAAUUGAAGCUCAAUACCCAUCCCCCACACCGACAAUUUCGCAGGAGUAUGGAACGGAUGAGCGAGAAGGAAAGGAGAGGAAAAUAUUGCUUCAUGCACCUCCAGGGCCUUGCUACGAAAGUCUCACCAAUAAUGUCUCCACCCCGCUGCUAGAGACUAAGCUUAAUACCUGGCCAGCAGGAACGGCACCCUUUGUGCGACACUUUGUCCUGAAAGAUUAUAUCCAAGAUACAGCUAAAAAGGCUGGUGUUGAUGGCGUGACUAAGUAUGGUGCUCAAGUCACCAAGGUCUAUAAAGAAGGAUCAACGUGGACGGUUAAAUGGAGUACUUUGAGAGAAAAUGAUAAAGAUCUUCUCGAGAAUGAGGAGGCUGCGACAUUUGACUCUGUCAUUGUUGCUUCUGGGCAUUACCACACGCCUUUGAUUCCUGAUAUCAAGGGACUCCCCGAGGCGAAAGCCCGAUGGCCUACAAAGAUCUACCAUUCCAAGUCUUUCCGAAGGUCAGAAGGAUUCGAAGAAAAGAACGUACUCCUACUAGGUGGAGGAGUUUCCUCCCUAGAUCUCGCCAAAGAAAUAAGCAAAACAGCAAACAAAGCCUACCAAAGCACCCGCAACGGCGCCUUCGAUCUCCCAGAAACCGCCCUCCCAGAGAAGACCCAAAGAAUCGGCGAAGUAGCCUCAUUCGAAACCUCCCCAUCAAUUGCUACUUCACCCUCUCCAACCACUCACCUCCCCAUAACGGUAUCCCUUAAAUCAGGAGAAGUCCUCUCAGAGAUCGACACAGUAAUCCUCUGCACAGGGUACCAAAUGUCCCUCCCCUUCCUGUCCCAAUACAACAACCACGCCAUAUCCGCGCUAGAAGCAAACGAAACUGUCCUGGUAACAGACGGCGCCCAAAUCCACAACCUACACGAAGACAUCUUCUACAUCCCAGACCCGACACUCGCAUUUGUGGGUAUACCCUUCUACACGGCGACAUUCUCUCUAUUCGAGUUCCAGGCUAUUGCUGUGACGGCGUUCCUAUCUGGAACGGCUGAGCUUCCUUCUACUGCGGUAUUGCGUGCCGAAUAUGAAGCUCGUGUCAGAGCUAAGGGGUAUGGACGGAGUUUUCAUUCGCUUAAGGAUCUUGAGGAGCCUUAUGUUGUUAAACUUAUGGGGUGGGUGAAUGCUGGCAGGGUUGAACGGGGGUUGUCUGCUAUUGAGGGGCAUACUGAGAGUUGGAUUGAGGAGAAGGCUGCUAUGAGAGAGAGAUUAAGGUUAUUACAUGCUGGGCGGCUUCCGAGAGACGACGUUCCCAAGGGGCCUUUAGUGGAAGUUGCUGCUUGA